ACUGAACCAACCCCGAAGCAGAUUCAAAGUCCAACAAGCCGGACUAAAUCGUGAGGUUACAAACUGCUUUGGACACUGGGAGCUACCGAGAGGUGGUCAGGAGUUUGGACAGUUGCACAGGAAGAGACGCUACAAGUGAGCUGGAGCGGGGAUUGGAAUGAGACCGUGCAAAUAGGCGGCCAGACAAAUCUUCGGCGGAGCUGACUUCUCUCCUUUGAUCUCUCAAUCCUGAAAGUCCAGUUUUCUUUUGUUAAACCUGCUGAAAGUAUCCUCGGUGCAUGUACUCUGUCAGUCUUGCUGCCAGUUCACUUUAGGCAGGCGUGUCUGCUCAUUCUGGGAAAGGAAGCUGACUGGAAUUUCUUUCUUGACAAACAUACAAGAGGCAGAAAGAGAGAGUAAGCUCGAAUCUUGCAAUCUGCAGGAACCGGUGCCCCGGACAAUAUGAACUGGCACUGUCGGACUUAAGUUAACAGUAUAUAAUUGUGAAGGAGAGAGAAAUCAUCGAAAUUCCUUAUGAAGGAGGCAAAUACUUUAAUAAACAGCGUGAUUUACCUCCCCUUGUUUCUGCCUACCAUAUUUGGAGGACCUAUAUGCAAAACAGGGAAUCCCGUGACUGAUGACAUAAAGCGUAUUGAUGAAUUGGUUGGAAACUUGCCAAAUGAUUAUAAAAUCCAGAUAAAAUAUAUUUCUAAAAUCCCUAAUGUGACUGAUACAUGUUGGCUACGUUUAACAGUGUCUGAAAUGUCAUUCAGCUUGGAUGGACUUCUCGAAAAGUUUGCCAAGAAUUCGUCAAAUUAUUUAAUUAUCGAAAACCUGCACCGGGUUCUGAAUGGUAUUCACAACUGCCUAUAUGAAGACAGGAAGGACUAUCAGGAAGAAUCUGAAUUCAAUUGUGAAAAGUCCAAUCUGGAGCCUAAACAAUACUUCAGUUACUUCAAUGAAAUCAUAACUGCAUUCCAGUUAGCAGAGGAUACCAAUCCAUGUGAUGCAGAGGCUGUUUGCAGGCCAACAGAGCCACCAGAUGCAGGGCGUGGCUCCAACUCCACUGCACAUACUCUGGAGCAGACAAAUAAAACCCGUGCGCCAAAGUGUGAACGCACGCAUCCGGAGCUGGGUAGGCUGGUCCGUGCUAAAAGACACUCUCUCUCAGCCAAAGCGACAACUCCGGAAACAGGAGAUCCAAAUACGAUGAAAGGAGAAUGUGCUAACUGUGUCACAUCAGUCGACUAUUUACCUGCAAUUGGAACCAGCGUUGUUUGCACUGUGAUCAUUACUAUAUGUCUUACAUAUCUGGUUAUCAGAGUGCAGAAGAACUACGAAAGAAACAGAAGGAUUAAAAGUUACUCGACGGAUGUAGAACAGGAACGUAAAAGGGAAGAGAAUGAACAAGAUGGCCAAUUCAUCCUUGAAAAUCAAGAAUCUCUCACAUAAGGUCACCAACUGCUAAUGGGGUACCCAGGUUUGUUUGGCGUCUCAGCUGGAGGAAAUUUCUCAACAUGUGUAAUAUAUCUAUUUGACAUGAAAUAAGGAUUGGGAUUGGUGCAAUGAGGCACUGGAACCCCUCUGGCAUCCUACUUAUAGGAAUGUCCCCCCCCCGGGAAGUGAUAUGGAUAUGUUGGCUGGACAGAGUGUGUGUAUAUUUUCAGAGUGGAAGCCUACUUAAUAUCAUCCCUAUUUGCCAAACGCAGGGUAUCUCCAUCAGACUGCAACAUAUAGGCAGACUCGGUGAAACUAACUGAGAGGUCAUCAUUGGAACUGAAAGUGGAAGCAGGAAGUGAGCAGAGGCUGAUAUCCUGUGAGGAUUAUUAAUGUUUUGGCCUCCUCAUAGAGCAAAAAUAUACAUUGGGCUUUUUACAGGCAUUAGUUUAACUGCACAUAAUUUAUUACACAUAGCGAGUGGGUUAUGUUAUUUAAUAAGAAGAACAAGAACAAUCUGUGAACAUUGAUUCUGAAAGACAGAUCAUGUCAGCUAAAUUUGACUCGAGAAAAUCUGUUUUAAGAUAGUUUUCUGUUUGGGCUGUCAGCCAGAAGGGGGGAAAAAAGCUUUCUAGCCGUUCUGCUCAUUAAUUCUGUUGUUGUUUGUGGCAGCUUACUGUGCAGAAAACGACACAUUUUCUGUUGGUGAAGCAUGGUGUAAGUGGUAAUGUCACCAGGACCCCCAGCUCUAAUGUUCUGGGGACAGGGGUUUGAACCUGCCGUGGAAAAUGGUAAAAUUUAAACUCAAUAAAUAUUGAGAAUAAAUCUAGUCUAAUGGUGACCAAAUAUUCAUUAUUUUAAAAGCCCAUCUGGUUCGCUGAUGUCCUUUAAGGGAAGGAAAUCUGCUGCCUCAUGUUUGUUCUGGCCUAUGUGAUAAGUCCAGACCCAAAACAAUUCUUAACUGUCCUCUGAGCAUUUAGUGAUGGGCAAUAAAUGCUGCUGCAACUAGCAAUGCCCACGUUCCAUGAAUGAAUAAAAGCAACACCACAUUGAUUACCUUUCAAAGGUAUUUAAUUGACUGAAAGAUUAAUUGAUUAAGCUCACCUAUCUGCUGCCUCACCUGGCUGGCAAUUGUGUCUUAGUGGGUUUCGUUCUCACCUGAGCCAGAAUCAGAUCACAGAUUUGGCCACAAAAGCUGAGUUGACUGCACUGAGGGGAUGUUGGGGUGCUGUCUUUUGAAUGAGUCAUUAUCUACACUACUGAGAGGAUGUGAAAAAAAAUUUGAGGAUGAGCAAGGGAAAUCCUUCAUUGGCCUGAACAAUGUUUAUUGCUCACCUCACUUAACCAAGACAGCUCAUGACAUAAUACAACACUGCAAAAAUUGUUUCAUUCUAAACCGCUUUGGCUGUAAUGAUCACAUAUUAACCACAAAGUACCAGAGACUGACAGCAUUUAGACAUUGAAGCAAGCAAGAACAAGCCCCUCAGGAAUCUACCCAAAAGGGUCCAAAGAGCUGUCAGUCUGAACUGCUGAACUUGUUAUAAAAGAGAAUGAUUGCGUAUUAAUGGGAACCCAAUGGGAACAAGUGAUAUGUUGCUUUCCAAGUAAGAGAAUUGGAGGCCAGGGAAGAGGGAACAGAUAUUAAGUGAGGGGAAAAAAAUGUUUCAGAAAAAUAAGCCUAAGAGUAUGGAUGGUCAGCAGAAUAUUAUAGUCAAUGAGUCACCACUAAACACGUUCCUGAAAACUCCAUGAAUUCACAAGUGCAGAGCUUAAUAAUUUAUAGUGACAAUAGGGUUAGGUUCCCAGAAUUGAGAUUAUGACCUUUCACCAAUUAUUUUUGGGCUUUUUUUGGGUUGAAAUAAUAAAUGCCAAACAUCUGAAAUCAAAGUUAACAGAAGAAAAUGUUAAAAAACAGUUGUAGCUUAUUGCAACUUAGGGAAGGAUAUAGUUAGCUGCUGGGUGUGGGAGGGAGGAGAAUGGUGCAGACGUGAUUCCCUCCCAGCCAGUCAACCCAAUGAUGUGCACUCCUCCUCUACCUUCAUCGGAUCGAUGUCCUCAACCUGUUCAUCCACCCAAGCACCUACACCUUUGUUCAUGGAGAGAUGGGGAAGGUAAGAUCUGUGUACCAGAACAGGUUGGAGGGUGAGAUUAUCGCAUAGUGAAAGUGGUCACUGACAUAUGAGUUUUGCUUGCGGAUUUUGACUGAUUGAUUAUUGUCUUUUUGGCACGAUUUGGCGAUUCAUGAGUUCGCAGAUACAGAGAAAUGACUGUAAAUACAGACUAUUCAUUUAGAACAUGCCUGCCUACACUCUAAUCCGUCAAUGUAAGUAAUUGGUCGUUCCAUCCUCAUCUUCAAAUCACCUCUGUAGGCUCAGCUUUUCCUAUCUCAAUCACUUCCUCCAGCCCUGCAAAACUCACCAUCCACCCACCCAACAAUUUGAUUUUCUAUGAUCUACAGGUCCAAUAUUUUCCCUAUUCCCAUCUUCCAUCAGUCCACCAAUGGUGAGUCUUCAAUUGCAUAGGACCUGAGCUCAGAAUUCCUAACCCUAAACCUCUCCACCUGUCUCCUCAUCUCUUUCCCAUUUCUUACAAACCUACCUCUUCGAACUUAGCUUUUGUUCAUCAGUCCAAAUAGUUUUUUUUGCAGUUUGGGUAUCGCAGUUUAUUUGCUGACAAAGCUGUGAGUGCCAUGGAGGGGCUGCAAUGUUUGAGGUGCCAUAACAAUUCAAGUUGUUGUUAUAGUGAAACAUUUUAGUGGCAUGACUACAAUGAUUUGAAAGAGCAAGGAAACAGUCCCAUGAGCGAGAUUUCGUUUCCUCUUUUUUUCUGUGAAAGGUUCCCGGAUUUUAAUUGUUAUCCUGUUUUUAGGCUCUCCAUUACCAAACAAUGUCUGUGUAUCUGCCAACACACAUGAUUUCCUCAGAUAUCACACUAUUUUCUAGUUUAGUAAGUAGUUUAAUUUUCUCUGCUUACCUGAUGUGAACUCCACAUUUAGAGCAGUGUGACUGGCUGUCAUUUUUUAUAAAGAAAAUCUGAUUCCUCUCUCUCCAGUACAACGAUCACAAAAAAAUUGCUUUAAAAGCGUCUUCCUAGAAAUUACUGCUGGUGGUCUGAAUAGAGGAAUUUUAAAGGGUGCUGCAGAUGCAAUGGAGAAAUCUGUCCAAGUUUCCUGGCAAUGGGAGUUGGAAAACACAAUGUACAUGGAAUGUGCCAAGAGACUGUGGCCCUGGCCAAAGUUGAGGCCCUCUGGUCAUUGUUAACAGACAAGUGGCUUGGAGGCCAAAGGUUUUGGGGAGCAAAACCAUUUUCGAAAUCUUUCUGUUCACUCGCAAGUAUUGCUGACGUGUGGCAGCUCCAUUCCCCUCCCUCUUCCCCCCCCCCCCGACAACUCUUUCACAUUUUGUUUCCUUUUAUUCUGUUAGGGGAUGUGGGAUGACUGGCCCACUCCAACAUUGGUUGUCCAUCCCUAAUUACCCCUUAAUUGAGUGCCCUUCUUUGGCCAUUUUAGAUUCGAUGCGGUUGACUCCUAACAGCCCUGUGGACACUUAGGGGCAGGCAAUAUAUGCCAGGCCUAGCCAGCAGUGUCCCCAUGAACGAAUUAAACAAAAAACAUCAGCCAUACUGCUAUGGAUCGCUAGCUACACAAUAUGUAGAAGAAACCUUGCACCUAUCAAGGACAUUGGUCACCUAGAUGGGUUCCUACAGCAGAAAAUUGUCAUGAUUAGUAUUUCCUUCUAUAACUCCACAUUUAUUAAUUUACACACCACCUUCUGCCAUACUGGCAUUUGAACCUGCACUCUCAAAGCAUUAGCCUAUGCUAAUGAAUUGCUAGUGAUAUUACCACUACACCUUACUGGCAUGCUCUGCUAAGCCAAGAUCAGGCCACACCACUGUGGGUUUGGCAUUGCAUAUAGGUCAGACUGGGUAAGAACAGCAACUAUCCUUCCCUGGAGGACUUAGUGAAUUAAAUGGACUUUAAUACCAAUCUGGUAGUUACAUAGUCAUGUUUAUGGAUAGUAACUUCUUACCCCAGAUUUAUUUAUUGGAUGCACAUGUCCCCAGCUGCUCUGGUGGGGUUUGAACUCAGGUCUUACCAGAUCAUUAAUCUGGGUUAAAAACCAAAAGAACUGCGGAUGCUGUAAAUCAGAAACAAGAACAGAAAUCACUGGAAAUGCUCAGCAGGUCUGGCAGCAUGUGUGCAGAGAAAUCAGAGUUAACGCUUCGGGUCCAGUGACUCUUGCUCAGAACUGGGUUACCGGAUUCCUGACCCAGUAACCUAACUACAACACACCAAUUACUUCACAGCUCAGAAGUAUCCCCAUGGUGGUUUGUAGAGGGUUCACCCGCAUAUUUGAGUCUGUGUUUGUAAAGGGGAAGUAGAAGGAAAGGGAUGGCAAAGAGCCCUUUGAAGCACAGCAAUUUUCACUUGGUUCAAUGGAUAUCAGUGUCAUCUCUGAAUCAGGAGGUUGUUGGCUGAAGACCGGAGACAGUAAAAUUCUAAAGAUGACACUCCAAUGCAGUACUACAAUGAGGGAGAGCUGCACUGAUGGGAGGGUGCUGUCUUCCAGAAGAAGUGUUCAUCUGAUGUCUCAACUGGUCUCUUAGACGAGUAUAAAACAGCACAACCAGCAACACUAAAUAAACACAAGCAAUCUGGCCAUUACCAUGUAGCUCUUUGUGGGAGUUUCUGUGUAUGAAUUAACUGCCAUGUUUCCUACACUGCAACACUUGCAAAGUGCUGUGUGGUAUUCUGAGGUGCAAUACAAAUGCAAGCCCAUUAUGUGUGAUCAUUUUAUCACAUAAACAAACCAUCACUCUGAAUAGUAACUGAAAGAGGAGAUAUAUUCAUAGCCAGAAGUGUCAGCAAUCAUGUUUGUGGGUCAUAUUGCAUGAUGAUCGCUGUGUUUGACUUAAACAUUUGUUCAACAUAAUCGUCUUCAUACAUUGAGCUGUGGAUACAAAGAUUUUGUUUGUGUAAUACAUAUUUUAAGCUCCUAACAUAUUCACU
This is a messenger RNA of Stegostoma tigrinum, 6424 nucleotides long. RefSeq names its product kit ligand a (gene kitlga). NCBI's taxonomy places the organism in Eukaryota, Metazoa, Chordata, Chondrichthyes, Orectolobiformes, Stegostomatidae. Gene Ontology annotation, molecular function: cytokine activity; stem cell factor receptor binding. Gene Ontology annotation, cellular component: plasma membrane. The record is from RefSeq and is a predicted model, not a curated record. The coding region runs from base 514 to 1431 and encodes 305 amino acids. The transcript is spliced from 10 exons. Gene Ontology annotation, biological process: cell adhesion; positive regulation of cell population proliferation.